UGAUAAAAAGUUUAUAGUUUCUUACUGAUAAUCCUGUUUUUACAAAUUUUAAUUAAUUUCUAACUUUAUAUUAGUACAAAAUGUUAUCACAAAAAGAAACUAUCAAGAGGACCUUGAAAAUGUCAUUACAAGUGAUACAAAAUUACGACUGGCUCUUAGACUUAUAUGUUUUGGACUACUUUGUUGAUCAACACUGGGAAAAGCUACCAUUAACGUGGCGUGAAGCUUUCUACAAUAUGGAUCCUCAAAUUUUAGGCAAUAUAAUAGAUGGAAACUUUUCCAAUACAGUUCUACCUUUGUCAUUUUUAGCAUUAAUGAAGACAGUUCAGUGUUUGACUAUUACAAGGCAGAGUUUAGACAAAUGUGCAAAGAAAAAGUUAAGAGAAAUUUCUGUUGAUACAUGCGGUGGCCAUCCAAGGCUUGCAAAUCUAUUUCUGAAGCAUGUAAAGUUAAAAAAGAGGCAUGAAAUUAGUUUAAUGGCAGAAGUUGUUUAUCAUACAGCCAGUCAAACUAACUGUAAUGGUGUCCUUGAUUUUGGUUCUGGUUUGGGGCACCUAGUGAGAGUUUUGGGGUACAAGUACAAUCUGUAUGCGGCAGGGAUAGAGAGCCAGACACAACUGACUGAAGAAGCUAGAAAACUUGAUUUAGAAUUGGAAUAUACUGCAAGCAAACAUUUAUCUAUAGAAAGUAUGGAUAAUUUGAAGAGACCAACUCACUACAACAUGACACUAUCUUGUCACAGUCAGCUUUUGGAAAUGCAAUUACCGGAUUCUAUGAAUAAAUAUGGGUUAGUAGGUCUGCAUCCAUGUGGGGACCUCGGUCCUUUGCUGUUGAAGCACUUUAUUAAAUGCGAAAGUUCUAAGUUUAUAUGUCUUGUUGGCUGCUGCUUCAUGAAACUAACAUCAGAAGGAUACCCUAUGAGUGAAUAUGUCAAAGGGUUGGACAGUGGCCUGUCAUACCCUAGCAGAGAGAUAGCUUGCCAUGCUAUUGAGGUCUAUUGUGACAGGUUGAAGAAAGGGGACUAUGAGGAUUUAAAGAUACAUGCCUUCAGAGCAGCCUUGGAGAGGAUAUUAGUAGGAAUCAAUCCUGCACUCAAGCAUGCUCCAGUUAGGAGUAUAAAGCAUUCAGACUCUUUGACGUUUGAAAGAUACUGCAGCUUGGCGUUUGAAAGGCUCCAGUUGCCCCUUCCCUCUUGCGAGGCGGUUUGGGCGCGCGCGCGUGACGAUUUGAGCCAAUGGCGGCGCGUGGUCAUCGUGUACACGCUGCGACUUGCGCUUGCGCCGCUCGUCGAAACUGUCAUCUUGUUGGACCGGAUGCUGUACGUUUUGGAACAAGGUCUAUCGUGCGAAAUUCAGCCUGUGUUCGAUCCUAAGAUAUCUCCCAGAAACCACAUAAUGAUUGCGAGAAGAACAUGAGAGAUUUUUGUUAUGU
Molecule: messenger RNA, 1431 nt
Organism: Ostrinia nubilalis (European corn borer)
Lineage: Eukaryota; Metazoa; Arthropoda; Insecta; Lepidoptera; Crambidae
Product: methyltransferase-like protein 25B
Exons: 6
Coding region: 81-1415 (444 amino acids)
Source: RefSeq, a predicted model, not a curated record